CUUCUCAUGAGCAGCCCAUUUCAGCAGGAAGUUUCGAGAGCUCCCGUAUCAUCUACGAAGGUUGCAACAUUGUCCAACAGGUCCCACAAAUCAUUCUUUUGUAAAGUACCAAAAAAACUUCUCCACAACUUUUUAAGGAAGAAGAUCUGCGCCUAGGAAUGACAAUAAGCAGCCAUGUCGCGCCACCACCACCAGGACGCGAAUGCUACUGCCGAAAUGCACGUGGCGGGGGUGACAUCAGCUCUCUCCGCGCUGCGAGAGCUGAUUGCAUGGCCCCUCCUUUACUGGGAAGAGGGCCUCUCCCUGGGGGUGCAAUGGCCCCGCGGGGUACUGCUGCACGGCCCCCCUGGAGUGGGGAAAACUCUUCUGGUCAAUGCUGUAGCUAAGGAGUGUGGGGCUAGCAUCCAUCCUCUGAGCGCUGCUUCGGUGUUUGGCGCGUUCGCAGGCGAGAGCGAGGAAAGGAUGAGAAAGACAUUUGCAGAUGCAGAGAGGGAGGCACGAGCUGGCUGUCCGGCUAUUGUGUUUAUUGAUGAGAUCGACGCGCUCUGCCCUCGGAGAGACGCACGGCGCCAGCAGGAGGCGCGCGUGGUGGCCCAGCUGCUGACUCUCAUGGACGGUAUCACUGGGAAAUCGAGCACGAGGCGGAAAGCGAGGGUGCUGGUAGUGGCGGCGACCAACAGGCCCAACGCCCUAGACCCCGCGCUGCGCCGCCCCGGCCGCUUCGACCGUGAGGUCGCCGUCACAGUCCCCAACACUUCAGAGCGCCUCGCCAUCCUGAAACUCCACUCCCGAAGCCUGCCUCUGGCUGAUGACGUCAGCUUGGCGGAGAUCGCCGCGGCGUGUAACGGCUACACAGGAGCGGACCUCGCAGCACUGGCCCGGGAGGCGGCAAUGCUGGCAAUGGCGCGGGAGAGCCGAGAAGAGGGGGCGGGGGCGGAGCGACCCGAGGGGAGUCGAGCAGGGGUGGGUAACGAUCUGACGGAAAGUGGAGAAAGCCCGAGUACUGGAGUUCAAAGCUCGCGGAAUGGUUCAGUGAGGGGCCACAAAGCGGAAGGAAGCGUGGACGAUCCGUCAGGACCAGAUAGGGGACGAGAAGCUCUUGAAGAUCGGAAGAGUUCGGGAAGUCGAUGCGAGACGUCGGGGGAGAGCCGAAAUUCAGCGGGGAACGGCGGAGGCCCUGUUGAAGGCACGGUUGGACGGUCGAGGGGCGUGUGCAUGGGUGACUGGCGGGCGGCGAUGCUGAGAGUGGGGCCCUCCGUGGUGCGGGGGUCGGCGGCGGAGGUGCCAGCGGUGUCGUGGGACGACAUCGGAGGGCUGCAUGACGUCAAGCGGCGACUUCAACAAGCGGUGGAGUGGCCCAUCCAGCACGCAGACUCGUUUCGACGCCUCGGCCUGUCCCCGCCCCGGGGAGUGCUCUUACACGGGCCACCGGGGUGCUGCAAAACAACUCUGGCAAGGGCUGCCGCACAUGCGGCAAAGUGCACGCUCUUCUCCUUAAGUGGCGCCGAGCUCUUUUCCAUGUACGUCGGCGAAGGAGAGGCGUUACUGCGAGAAACGUUCCGGCGCGCGCGGCUGGCGGCCCCGGCCAUUGUCUUCUUCGACGAGGCCGACGCGGUCGCGACUCGCAGGGCGGCGGGAGGCGGAGGCGGCGUGUCAGUCCAGGAGCGGUUGUUAAGCUCCCUGCUCACUGAAAUGGACGGCCUAGAAUUGGCGCAGGGAAUCCUGGUUAUGGCAGCGACCAACCGGCCGCACGCCCUGGAUGCGGCGUUGGUGCGGCCGGGCCGGUUCGACCUGGUUCUGUACGUGCCCCCCCCGGAUGAAGAGGGCCGCCUGGAAGCACUGCGCGUGCACACGCGCAAGAUGGCCCUGGCUGCUGACGUGGACCUCCCCGCGCUCGCGGCGGACACGGAGCUAUUCACCGGGGCGGAGCUGGCGGGACUCUGCAGGGAGGCAGCGCUGACGGCGUUGCGAGAGGACCUUUCCGCCACCGCAGUUGCGCACAAACACUUUCUCUCGUCGAGGCAGAACACGCGCCCCGCUCUUACGCCCCUCAGCCUCGCUAGCUACGCUUCCUUCGACGCCAAAUUGAACUCUCGCUCGAGGACGUGAAUCAAUCUUUUGUAAGUCUGUUUGUAUGAUUGUCUGGCGCGUCUUCGACAAUGAUCAUUGAGGACCAGAUGGGUCCCGGGGUCCAGCUUGAUCGUUGCCUCCCUGUAUUGGCAUGACGAUUUCGCGGUAAGGCU
Klebsormidium nitens is the source of this 2243-nucleotide messenger RNA. NCBI's taxonomy places the organism in Eukaryota, Viridiplantae, Streptophyta, Klebsormidiophyceae, Klebsormidiales, Klebsormidiaceae. The record is from the annotation of a GenBank genome assembly.